AUGAAUGGACUGGAGAGAGAUGCUCUGUUGUUGGCUGGAUACAGUUUCCCACGCACACCCAUCGGCUGGUUUGCAUAUUCAGACGAACUCUGUAAAGUAGGAACGAGUGGUGCUGGUAAACCCCGAGCUUCGACCAGAUGUUCUACCAAGAAUGGACCACCGAGUUUUGAGCCCCCACACGUCUAUCUGUGUGACCAGACGCUCAGUGACAUACAACAAAAUCUGACGAGUCCUGCUGCCUUAGAGACGUUGGCGAGCAGCACUCAGAUUCUGACGUCCAAACCUGAAGAGUUGACGGCUGAAAACAUCACAACAGCAGCUCAGAUCGCCAACACGCUGCUGCUGUCUCCAAACGCCACAGAGGUCGUCAGGGUGGCUGCCAUAGCAACAGUCAGCCAGCUGCUGAACGCCAGCGUGCCAGACAACAGCGAGGAAAACAGCGCUACACUGGAACUCACAAAGACCCUGGACCAGCUCUCUGUGGACCUCAGCCUCAGUUCCAACAUGUCUCAGUCUCAGGUGGUCCAACCCAACCUGGUGGUCCAGUCGACACAAAUCGCUGCUGCAGACACUCUGGGAGUCCAGUUCACCUCGCUCUCAGGGACAUCUGGCAGUUUCGUUGAUGACCGCAUUGUGCUAAACACCAACACAUCGACAAUCAUGGUGGAAAACGGGAUUUCUGACGCUCUGAUAUACGUUCGAUUCCCACCAGCCGUUGGUGUCAAUCAGCAGCCAGAAAACGUCUCGCUGGGUUUCGUCCUCUACCAGAACGACCGUUUCUUCAGGUCGAGGCGCUACAGUCGGAGGCGGGCCACUGUCAGGGUUCUGUCUGCCAGCAUCAGAGGUCAGGAGCGCCGCACGGUGCCACAACAUGUGGAGAUGCAGUUCAGACCAACGGUUCUGGACGGGACAGCUCUGUUCCACUUUGCUUGUGUUUUCUGGGACUACAGUCUGCAGGACUGGAGCACCGCCGGCUGCUCCAAAGGAGACGCUUCAGACGGACUCCUCAGAUGUUUCUGCAACCACACCACCAACUUCGCUGCUCUCUGGUCUUUCAGAGAGAACUAUGAGUAUGCAGAAGCCCUGGAUGUGAUUUCUAUUGUUGGACUUUCUUUUUCUGUUCUGGGUUUGGUUGUUACGAUAAUUCACCACCUUAAAGACAACUUUCAGAGAAAGUCCCGUGAGCGCGAGACGAAUAAGAACUCGAAGCUCGCUCUGCUGAGCAUCUGCGUCAGCCUGCUGGCCUUCAUCCUCACCUUCCUCUCUGGAGCUGUCAACUCCAGCCAACAGUACGCCAGUCCGGUGGAGGUCGACAAUCAGACCAACACGGUCCCGGACUCUGACGAACACGUGGAGCCAGACGGAGGCUCAUGUACAGCGGUGGCGGCUCUGCUUCAUUUCUUCCUGUUAGCCACGUUCUUGUGGAACUUCCUGUAUGGCAUGCAGCUGGUGCUGCUGGUCCGGACGAUGCGUCGAAAUUUGCCUCCACACUGGACUUCCCUCAGUGUCACUGUGGGAUGGGGAGUCCCAGCUGUUGCCAUGGCGUCCACACUGGGACGCUCCUACAGCGUGGAUGACCCGCUCGGAUACAGACAGGAGGAAUUUUGCUGGCUCGCAGCUUUGGAUAAGAACAAACAGUUUGACUUUGGGAAGCCGAUGUUCUUGGGUUUCCUCCUUCCAGUCGCUCUGAUUCUGAUCUCCAAUGUGGUUCUGUUGGUUCUGGUCUCGCUGACCACCUGCAGGACCGACCCCGCCCUCAACAGCACCAGACGUUACUCUUUUUGGAAGAAGUUUCUCACCAGUUUUUCUGUGGCCGUGUUACUGGGUCUGUCCUGGACUCUGGGCUACCUGGUACUCGUCACUAAAGGCUCCGCCCACCUGGUCUUCAGCAUCCUUUUCUGCAUCUGCACGACCACACAGGGGUUGCAGAUAUUUUUCCUCUUCACAGCCAGGACGGCGUCCUUCAGAGCCUCCGUGUCCACAUCCCUUCAGCACGUGUCAUCUGUCAACCUCCACCUCAGAGAAACAGUAUACAGGCUGCAGAGGAGCUGGGGGACGACUAGCUCCGAGUUCUACAGAGAUCUUCAGACGACCACUGAAAAAGAAACACACGUCCCAGAAUUCAGUGAAACUAAACGUUGAACUGCCUGAAAGAAAAAGACAACAGGAAAAGGAUUUAUAUUUAAUGAUUAAAGCUUUUAGCACUUUGACCAACAGAUAGUAGCACAAAACAAUGAACAGCAUUUUUUAAAUUCAAUUAAUAAACAUAUUACAUAAUCAAACAAUAUUUAGCUUUAAUAAUAUGAACGUUUCAGAGCUGAUUUAUUUCUAAAUUUUACUGGAAAAUUGUUUAUUUCCAAAUUAAUAUUUCUGUUACACACUUUUAGGAUUUACAAGAUAUAUAAAACUUAAUUUAAUUUGAUUUGCUGAUGGAAUCCCUUUUAAUCCCUUGAUCCCUUUUGUGUUGAUGCAAAGUGUAUGCUGAAUAUUUGUAAUAUUUAAUAUAUUUUACUGUGUAUACUUAUAACCGAUGUAGUUUGAUAUUUAUUAUUCAAUUAUUAGGGUCCAAGCAUCGACUGCAAGGGUCGGUGAGGACCCUAUUAGAAUUGGAGGAAUUAUUAUUAUUAUUGCUGCAAAAUAAAUUGGCUUUUUGGAGGUUUUGUCAUAUUUAAAAAGUUGGUCUGGUGUAAAUAUUGAUAUUUUAGGGAUGCAGCGAAUCAGUGUGGCAAAAUCUCUAAGUUGUGCCCCCUAGAAAAUUUAAAAAGAGUUGCACAACACAGGAAAUAGAGACAUGAUGCAGAGAUGCACGAAAAAUCCUCUUGGAACCAUACUCUAAACCUAACAGGAAGUCAUCCAUCUUGAAUUGAAUGGCAUUUUUGGCAUUUUUUGCCCCCCCAGAUAUUGACAGAUAUUGCACCUGUUAAAUGCCGUCUGCUCCCAGUCAGCCAGGUAGAUAUCAGCAUAUGGUGGGAAAUAUUUCCUCCCCAUCGCACAUCCACACACCUAUAGAUAGUUUUUGCAAUCAAAUUCGAAGUCAUUUCUGAUGAGGGUAAUCUUCAGUAGCUGGAGGAGUUCCUCAUCCGAACGCCCAGCCUCCGGGGAAGCUGCAAGGAACCUCCGGAUGGCUGCCAGCCCCAAAUCUGUGUCUAUUUUUGUGUAUAAUGAAUCUAUAUCAAUGGUAAAUAAAAAAGUGUUUUCCAGGACAGUAAGUGUUUUG
Centropristis striata (black sea bass) is the source of this 3217-nucleotide messenger RNA. RefSeq names its product adhesion G-protein coupled receptor G7-like. Gene Ontology annotation, molecular function: G protein-coupled receptor activity. Bases 1 to 2142 code for a protein of 713 amino acids. Gene Ontology annotation, biological process: G protein-coupled receptor signaling pathway; cell surface receptor signaling pathway. NCBI's taxonomy places the organism in Eukaryota, Metazoa, Chordata, Actinopteri, Perciformes, Serranidae. The record is from RefSeq and is a predicted model, not a curated record. The transcript is spliced from 15 exons. Gene Ontology annotation, cellular component: membrane.